AUGGGCAAAUCCUGGGACGACGCAUCGGAGAAGCAGCUCCUGCUCUCCGUGAUCCACGUCCUCAACGUCACCGCGCCGGACUGGAACCGCGUCGCCGCCAUGAUGGGCGAGGGCUACACUGCUUCGGCCGUCAUGUGAGUAUCCUUCCUCCCUCCCUCCCUUCCUUCCAUCCUCCACAACACAAAAUACAUACACACACCUACAUACACACCCACACCUUCCACUGACACGCCCUCUCCAGGCAGAAAUUCAACAAGAUCAAGAAAGCCUGCAAAGAGCAGUACGGCGACGCGGCGGCGUCACCACCGCCGUUCACCGCCACGCCGAAAGCCACGCCAGGCAGUGGAGCCAAGCGCGGGCGUCCGAAGAAAGCCGCGAGCGAGUCCGCCGCCGGCGCCGGCAACAAGGGAAAGGGAAAGGGAAAGGGCAAGGGCAAGAAGAACCACGAGAAUGGCGAUGUGUCCGAGGAUGAUGAAGAAGAGGAGGAAGUGGAGACUCCCAGCAAGCGCGUGAAGAAAGAGGAGAGCUUGCCGGCGGACGACGAUAUCAUCCACGAUGAGCUCUAG
Messenger RNA from Lecanosticta acicola, 566 nucleotides. The record is from the annotation of a GenBank genome assembly. NCBI's taxonomy places the organism in Eukaryota, Fungi, Ascomycota, Dothideomycetes, Mycosphaerellales, Mycosphaerellaceae.